Messenger RNA from Aplosporella prunicola CBS 121167, 2412 nucleotides. RefSeq lists its product as uncharacterized. Lineage: Eukaryota; Fungi; Ascomycota; Dothideomycetes; Botryosphaeriales; Aplosporellaceae. The record is from RefSeq and is a predicted model, not a curated record. The transcript is spliced from 4 exons. Gene Ontology annotation, molecular function: protein binding. Bases 166 to 2331 code for a protein of 721 amino acids.
ACCGGGCUGUUGCUGACAGUGCGGUAGCAAUUUAGCUGGGGUGCAGAGCGGGGCGCAGCUUUGACUGGUACGCAAGCCAUCGACGCCGCAUAGAGUUGUGGACGUUUGAGAUUCGUGCUUUCGCCGCCAUCGCCUAGGAUUCGUGGCCAGGCAACCCUUUGCCUGAUGGCGGCGCCGCGAGUGACUAUCAGCUUACCUCUAGAGGACCAUCGAACUGUCGCGUGUCCUGCUCCAAGUAGGCAGUGCCCUGGCCAUGCUGCAUGCAUGGGUGCAUCGAAGAUUACGUCGGGACAAUUCUCCACCGGUCGGAGCCCCAGAUCCUGCCACCCUUCAAUUGCGGAGGUUUCCAGUGCUCCACUUUCCCGCCCUUACCUUAUCAUGGAUCCUCUAUCGAUUUGCGCCAGCGCCGCCAACGUCGCCCAGCUAUGCGGUACCAUCAUCAAGAGCCUCUACAAGUUCUGUGAUGAUGCCUCCAACGUCGAUGCAACCGUUGAGGGCUUCCGCAUCGAAACUACCAACCUUCAGCAGACCUUAGUAAACGUUGAAAGCACCAGGAAGACUUCUUUGGCCCGAAACAUCCAGAGCCUCGAGCUAAAACACUGGGGACAUGUCAACUCCGUUCUCAAGCGCUGCUGGAAAACGUUACUGAAACUCGAAGCCGUCCUCGACAGAUGUGCCUCCGCGCAGGGCAUCGGGCGCAUGCCCAAGACCCAAAUCCGGCUUAACAUGCAAUCGCAUUCAAUCAAUAUCCUUAGGAAGCACAUGAAGUCUUAUACCCAGGCCUUGCAAGUGUCCCUGCAGACUAUCAGCAUCGUCACCCAGUGGCAGAAUCACGACUCGAUCCAAGGAGCAAUCAGUGUGCUGUCCGAAAGGAUCGAAGAAGUCAGGGUGACUUUGUCGGCCAGACAUAUUGGUCGCGGAGUUGAGGAUGUGGAUGAAGGUCUGAGCGAAGCCGACAUGCAGGAGGAGGCGGAGGCGGUGGCGGACGUUGAGAAGAUCAUAAUCUCUGCCGAAAAUGUAGGAAAGGUUACGAGUACCAGUUCCUACUGCCCUGACGACGAAUCGAUUCUCGGCCGAAAUCAAUUUGCCAUAUGGCUCGACUCCAUUCCCAAUGCUAACACUCGACGCAUUUCGAGCAACCUUGACGAGAAUCGAUCCAUCCGGACAAUAGAAUCUGAUAGCAUUCCGCCAGACAAAAAGGUUCCAGCCGACUCCGGGAUUGGAUCUGACGCUACUACCGAUUAUGAUCCGGAACCAGAAACCGAGGAUCAUUUUUCAGCACCGGUCAACGCAACGAUCGUGGCGAGGUUCAAAGAUGCGGUCAAGCAGGAGAUGGAAGCGGGCCAUUACCAGAGGGCCGAAGCAUCGCAGUUGAGCCUCAUCAAACACCUGGAAGAAGGUCAGACAAAGCAUGGUAUAGCAUAUGACCGUGCUCAAGUUCAGGAAGAUUUGGCCCGCAUUUACCACAAAGAAAAGAGGCUCGACGAAGCGAAAGCGAUUUACAACAGGCUUAUUUCUGACAAGAAGGACGAGAAAGAGAAGACGACAGAAGUGUGGAGGUGGUACUAUUGCUUGGCCAAAAUUUACCAGGAGCAGGACAAGCUCCAAUAUGCGGAAACUUUUGCGAAGAGAUCCUACAGGGGUCGGGAGAACUCCUUGGGCGAGGACGACCCCCUUGUUGUCGAAUCUGUAGCACUUUUGACACAGAUUUAUCAGCAAAAACAGGAGCAUACAUUGGCCAAAGGGUUACGGGAAUACUACCUUCGCGAUUACCAACUUCCUCGUCGUGAGGAGAUAGCCGCACCAGAACCAUCGAUAGGAGGCAGCAGCGAUAUGCCAUGGCCGGCAGACGCUUGUUACGAUAUCGCAUCACCAGCCUUCGAUCCGUAUAAGGCCAUGCGAUAUGCAACUGAGCACAACAAUGACAUAGCUGUAGAAGAUAUCCUUCGUGGAACGCGAGAUAACAAGAGACAAGAGCUUGCCACGAAAGCCUUGCAAUGGGCAAUUAAGGCAGGUCAUUGCAAGGUCGCUUCUCUGUUGAUAGAGCUCAACGUUGGGAUCAGGAAGGACUCACGCUUUCUCGAGGGUAAGACGCCCCUCAUACAUGCCAUAGAGGAAAGGAAUGAGGAGAUGGUCCAGGAGUUUCUGCGGAUCGGUGCCAAUUUGGAAGUCAGAUGUGACAAAGUGGCUGGACAGCCUUGCACAGAGCGACAGAUCUGCGCAAUGCGACUAUGGUUGAUCUUCUUUUGCGAGACGAUGCCGACCUUGAAUUUCGAGGACCGCGGGCAUGGUGUUCGAAUUCCACGGAUUGGAGUUGGACGCCACUCUUGAUGGCGACUUAUGCUGGAAACGUAUCAAUCGGCCAUAUACUUCUUGAAAAGCUCGCGGACAUCGAAGCCAGGACGUCGUCAG